GUGAUGCAGGCGCGGGGAGCGGGAGGGAGAGGGAGGCCCCGGGUGACGUCCGCGCUCUUCUCGCAGCUCGUCUCCCGCGGCCUCCCAAUUCUUGCCUAAUUUGGAAGAGAGUCGCAGCCCUUCUGCUGAUGCGCGCGCGCUGGCGCCUUUUUAAGGCAACUGGCGGAGUGGCGGCUCCACCAGAGCCUGGGAGCUGCCCCCGCCCCCGAGCCGCGAGCCCCGCGCCGGGCCGGGGAGUCCCCGGCGCCACACGCCCCCACCACCCCCAUCUUAGCGCCCCCCACCCUCUAUGGAGACAUUUCAACCAGGGAGAAGGGAGGUCCUGCCCUUGCCCCUCGCCCCCGCCCCCCUCCUCCAACAGGGGAGACUUCUGUCCAAACCUUGGAAGGAAACGAGAUGCCAGGCCUAGCGCCUUCGGGGAUCCUCUCUGGACAAGGCCACAGGGUGAAAACACCAGCACAGUUUGGACCUGGGCGGACUUUUUGGAAAAGCUUCUGGAUGCCACGGACUCCACGACCGACCAACUAGGUUGCUGCUGCUUGCAAACAUCGCCUCUGUUGAAGGAUUCCUGCAGCCACCAGCUCUGGAACUUUCUGGAACCAAACCUUUCCCCAGACUGCCUACAAGGACCAAUUGGCUUCUGGAUCACUUCCUGGAGGCGUUUGACCGGGACCUGGGAGGGCAGCUGGGAAGUGCCUGACCAUUCUCAAGGAGCUGCGUGGAUUCCAGACAUCUCUGGGCUGGUCUCUGGACCGGGAUGGGGGACCCAGAGGUGGAGCCGAACACACAAACAGCACUUGAGGGCUCCGAGGGUGGCGAGGAGAGAAGCUCCUGCUCUGGUACAGCUAGCCCUGGGACCUUGAAUGGUGCUUCAGCAGAGUGUCCACUCCCAGCACCAAGCCCUCAGUGCAGAGAGGGAGACUCAGGCGGCCCUCAGAGAGACACAAUUCGCCAAGGUCACACAGCAAGUCAGGGUGCCGCUAAGACUAGGACCUACGGCUCUGCCUCCUGGCCCAGGCUCCUCAGCACCUAGGCCCCAGAGGCCAGCCUGUGGGAGGCCCACAUGGCCACUGCACCAUGAACCAAGGACGUGGUCCAGGUCCACCUCCACCAAGUGCUGGCAGUGUGUCACUUGGGUCACAUUAGGUUUCAGUCAUCCGAGACCAUCUUUCAAGGGCCGUCACUCCAAUUAUGAGUCUGGGAUUUUCUGAAACUGAGCAUUUUGGCCAGGCUGUGGGGGCCCUCUGUGGCUGCCUGUAAGACACUGCCAAGGGGACUUUCUUCCUCUCACCAGACUGAAGCUAAGAAGUGCUGGAGACAGCAGUUGCUUUAGCCACAGGCUGUGUAGACCACCUGAGGAUGAUCUGGAGGUCUGUUCUGUGCACCUUGGAACCCAUCGGAUCCCUCCAAUGACACAUUUGUCCAGAGCAAGACAAGAUCACACUUUGACAGCCGUCUGUCAAGAUCCUUGCUCCAAAUAUCCAGACUAGCAGCUAGGAGUCUCCAUGCUGUUCUGAAGAAGCAGAUUCCUCACCCACCCUUCAACUCCUUCCCAGGAGGUAAUCCUCCUCCAAAUCUCUGGAAAAGAUACACCUCCUCUUCUCUGAUAAAGGCUGGGGGGUGAUGCCCCUCCCCCAGGUUCCCAAUAAAGCUAUGCAAGACAGGG
Messenger RNA from Pongo pygmaeus (Bornean orangutan), 1666 nucleotides. RefSeq lists its product as uncharacterized. The record is from RefSeq and is a predicted model, not a curated record. Bases 129 to 863 code for a protein of 244 amino acids. The transcript has 4 exons. NCBI's taxonomy places the organism in Eukaryota, Metazoa, Chordata, Mammalia, Primates, Hominidae.